GCAAACAUGGGACGUUUGAUGGUUGCCUGGCAACGAGAAACUACAACACGAUUGUUGGGACAGACUAUCAACCGAAAGCAGUUAACGCUUUAAGGUUCCUUACUGUGAACAUGUUAAACUAAUUGUAAUCGACAAACAUGGUUCACGACGAUUUACGAGUGGAGUGGAUACGGACACGCGUGUCUGUCGGUUUCGGUUUACCGGACGGUCCCAACAGUUUCGACGAACUGCUAAGUCGGGGAGAUGGAGAAGAAGAGACGAAAAUCAUCCGGUAUUUGGACGAUGUCUCUGUGGAAGACGUGCCAUCAUGUCUUAUGUUUUUCAAAACCAUCAGAGAGGAAGAAAUUGAAGUUAAGAUUCCAGUUGCAAGAAAUAAUGAUAGAGACUCUGCAUAUCCUGAGACGUCCUGGAUCCAAGAUGAAGCAGAGGUACUUUCAGGCUUGGAGGAGACAAAUGAAGAAGGACUCAACGAUAGGACUGAGCUUCAAGUGGUCUAUCGCAUUGAGCUUCAUGCAGCAGUAAAUGAAUAUCCAGAGAGAUUUUUGAAAUCCAGUGUCUUCUACUUUAUCAGGAACAUAAAUGAGACCAUUGAUGAACCAGCUGACAUGAAUGAGGCCAAUGACCUGAUGCCCAGACUUUUUGACUUUGGCUUGUUUAAUGGAGAUCCUCUUUUUGUGCUUAGAAACAGUCUUGCCAAUGUGUACAUGCACUUACUUUCUGCCCAACAAAUGAUGACUGGCACUGGAUAUCAAAGCAUGGCAGAUUCUCCUCAGGAGGAGAGCUCAGUGAAGUCAAACAGACAAGUCACGGUUCGUGAUGAGUUGCUCAACAGGGCAUGCAAGUUUUUGGGAGUGAUCAACUCAACUUUCCAAAGGAAACUUCAGAUUCAAGAUGAGAUUACGAUGCACAUCCCUGAACUAGACCUGGAGCCUGAGGUGGAUGUACUGCUGUCUAAUCCAGAGAUGGUAGAGAAGCUGGAGCAGUGUGUGAUGAACUGGCAGACUCAGAUUACCGUUGUUAUCGAGGAGCAGCAAAGCAAAAAGCCACAGGCAUCCGGCCCUUUGGCUGAGAUAGCUUUUUGGCAGGAGCGUUCAUCCAUCCUGAAUGCUCAGAGUGAGCAACUUAAACACCCUGUGGUGAAAAAGAUCUUGGAGGUGAUGACCAAAGCAGAUGCAGGUGUCGUUCAGACCCUGGAAGGAACAGUUGCUGAACUUACCAAAUACCGCGUGGAGUCAGAUGAUAAUUUACGCUUCCUCGGCACAAUGGAAAGACACUUCACGAAUAUGGCCACUGGAGCAGAUUUUGGUGUGAUCCUGGAGAACAUCAAUCCUCUGAUGGAAAGCCUGCAGAUUGUGUGGAUAAUGUCUUGUCACUAUAACACCAAUGAGCGUAUGGUCCCUCUAAUGGAGCGCAUUGCCUGGCAGCUGUGUGAACGUGUGGAUCAAGCAAUUAAUGUCCACACACUAUUCAAAGAAAAGAGCGACAAGGCGAAAUCCAAGGUGCAUGUUGCUAAGCAGGUUCUGGACCAGUGGAAGUCAUCCUACUUUAGGAUUCGUGCUGAAAUUGAAAAAUCAAGCAGGAAUUCACGCUGGGAAUUUGACCGGAAGAGACUGUUCAGGAGGACUGAUUACAUGGCUUCUGUCUGCCAGGACCUGUACAAUGUUUUGCAGGUUUUGGAGGAGCUCAAUAACAUUUUUGGUCCAGAACUUAAAAGUGUGACCAGUGACCCAAAAGGCAUCGAUGAUGUGCUGUGCAGAGUGAACAGUCUGAUAUUGCCCAUUGAGGGUGUCAGUUUUAAUCCUUUCAACAUCUGUGAGAUGAACAGAUGGAAAGUUGUCAUGCAGGACUUCAACUCUGAAGUUCAGGAUAUUGAAAGAGAGGCCAUCAACUUCAUUGAUCAGUCUUUCAAGACACUGCGCUCUUCAGCAGCCGCCUUUAAGAUGCUCCUGAAAUUCAAACACAUCCGUUCCAGAGUGGUCAUCAAUAACCAUUUGAUGGGAAAGUUUAAUGACAUUCUGACUCAGUACUGCAAAGAGGUGGACAAUAUAUGUAAAAUCUUUGAGGAAGAGAAAGACAGCCCAGAGCUAAGUAAGGGCGAGCCUCCUGUGGCAGGAGCCAUCAGGUGGGCCCGAUCACUUUCCUACCGCACCAAACAAACAAUCCUUCCCUUCUUGGAAGCGCCGGAGAUGCAGGGAUGUGAACAGAGAAACGAGGCCAUAUACAAGUAUGAGAAAAUGGCAGUGCAGCUCAGGGACUAUGCGGUGAAGAAGUAUGAGGACUGGCUGGCUAAGGCAAAACACAUGAUUCCAUUGCUAAUGAAAAAAAACCUGUUGGUCACGAAUACAGGACCGGAUGUCCCACCAGAUAAAUCAGGCAGACGGGAUGUGCGAUACAUAGUGAACUUUCCUCCAGAGCUCAUGGAAAUCAUUUCUGAAGUAUACUACUUUGACUCGCUGGGCUACUCUGUGCCUCAACAGGCUGAAAGCGUUGCUCUACAGCGGGACAAAUUCCAGAGUUAUAUUGCUGAUCUAUGGAAGAUGGUCAACUGCUACCACUCUGUAAUGGACAGCCUGAGUGAGACAAAGUCCAUUAUACUGGCUCAGCGGAUCAUAGCUGUCAGAAAAGAACUGUAUUAUGGGUCCCAAAGAGUCAACUGGAAUUCUUUGAGCAUCCAAGACUUCAUCAACCGAGGCAUGCAGGCUGUCUCUAAGUUUGAGUCAGUUGUCAAUAAGAUUCAGAACAAUGAGAGAGAUAUUGAAUCCAAGUUGCAAUCCAUUGAAAUGGCCAACUUACUGAAAUUUCCCGUACCAGAUAAAUCCAACGACUUACCAGCUGUCAAGGAGUUUUUUGAACACACUGAGCAAGAGCGGGCCAAAACCUUGACAUUGCUGAGUAGGAAAUAUGCUGAUAUUGGACCCCUCAUCACUAAGACAGAACAUUUGGUCAUGGAAACCACCACUGGCAAGGCCAAAGACAUGGAAGAUUAUUACACAUACUGGGAGCGCAGAGUGUAUGACUCGCUUAUAAAAAUGGUGCUAAGGAACAUCCAGGCGUUUGACAAGGCACUCAUGGGAAGUACUGCUCUUUUCCAAAUUUAUGCCAUUCUCUCUGCCCCUGAGAUUGUGUUGCAGCCUAGAAGUAAUGAGAUCUACCGGGUGACCAUGCAGUGCAUCAGAAACUGUGUAGAGAGCACCAAGCAAUUUGUGCGUUGGAUGAAUGGGACCUGUAUUGAGUGCAAACCACAACGGGUGGAUGGUGAAGAGGAAUUGGUGAUAUUGAGCUUCUUCAGUGAAGUGUGUCCACAUCCUCAGAUAAAUGAGAGUGCAAAGUCAGUGUCCCAGAACAUCCAGCGGCUGCUCCUGUCUGUGGAUCAAUACCUUAACCACUGGAAACGCUAUCGGCCCCUUUGGGAAAAAAACAAAAGCAUUGUCAAUGAAAAGUUUGCUGCAAGAAAACCAUCCUGUGUCAUGUAUGAUGAUAAGUUUCAGUCCCUUUCUCAUAUGAAACAGGAAGUGAUGCUGGAGCCUUUGUUUAGGAAUGAGCACAUUGUCCAUCUAAACCUGCAGCCUCUGGCUCAAAUAGUGCAGAAGACUGCUGAGUCCUGGAUCAGUUCACUUGGUAGCUUGCUCAACAAGUCUGCCAAAGAGGAUCUCUUCAAUUUGAGAGAUGAACUGAUGGAACUUUCUGAGAUGCUGAAACAGAGCCCUGACACUAUUGAAGACCUGAAGUCUGUCUUUAAAACCAUCUCAGCCAUCAGGGACAUGUCUUUGGAUGUACAGUUGAGGUUCCUUGAUAUCCAGGAAAGAUACAGAACACUUGCCAUGUACAAUGUAGAGAUUAGAGAGGAGGAACUAGAGUUGGUGGCCAAGAUUGACCAGAUGUGGAGUGACCUGUUUACUGAGUCCAGACAAGUGGAUCGAAGUCUGACAGAUGUGAAGAAAUCAUUUACUGCAGUUACAACAGAGAAGAUUCAAGAGUUUAGGAUGGAGGUAUCUAUCUUUGCUGAAAGCUUCAACAUGCAUGGUCCUGGAGCUGUGGGAGAUGAUUUGGAGAAAGGAUUGACCAUUAUGGGAAAAUAUGAAGCAGACCUUGCCAAUGUAGUGGCAGAACAGCUGGAGCUUGCUAAUGCCGAACAGCUGCUGGAUCUGCCAGUCACUGUGUACCCAGAAGUGAUCAGCAUUCAGAAAGAAAUGAAGGGCUUGAGGCAGAUAUAUGAUGUCUAUAAAGCUCAGCAGGAUGCAAAGAGAGAGUGGUCUCAGACCUUGUGGGUGGAUUUAAACAUGGAGCUGCUACAGCAGGGCAUUGAUGGAUUCAUCAAAAGCUUGAAAAAGUUACCAAAAGAUGUUAAGGCAUUGCCUGUGGCCUUCUUCCUAGAAGGACGCAUGAAGGAGUUCAGAGAGUCUCUGCCUCUUCUGCUGGACCUGAAGAAUGAAGCCCUCAGAGACAGACACUGGAAGGAACUGAUGGACAGGACUGGCACUAGCUUUGAGAUGAAUUCUGAAAGCUUCACUCUGGAGAACAUGUUUGCAAUUGAGUUGCACAAAUAUGCGAAUGUCAUUGGUGACAUUGUCACCGCUGCUGUAAAGGAGCUCAGUAUUGAAAAGGGAGUGAAGGAGGUAGUGAAGACCUGGGAAAACAUGAAGUUCAGUGUGAUGCCCUAUUUUAAAGGCACCCGGCAAUGUGGUUCUAUUCUGGGUUCAGUGGACGAGAUUCAACUAAACGUAGACAAUGAUGCCAUGAACUUACAGGGCAUGGCAGGAACCUCUUUUGUUGGACCUUUUCUUGGUACCAUACAACAAUGGGAAAAAGAUCUGUCCCUUAUCAGUGAGACCAUACAGGUAUGGUUGCUGGUACAACGAAAAUGGAUGUACCUGGAGAGUAUAUUCAUUGGUGGAGACAUUAGUUCGCAGUUACCCGAGGAAGCCAAGAAAUUUGAUAACAUUGACAAAAACUUUAAAAAAAUAAUGAGUGACACAGUGAAGGAUCCAAACAUUAAGCGGUGUUGCCUGGUUCCCAACCGACUAACAGACCUGCAGACACUAAGCGAUGGUCUAGAGAAGUGCCAGAAGAGUCUAAAUGACUAUCUGGAUUCCAAACGGAACGUGUUUCCUCGCUUCUUUUUCAUUUCUGAUGAUGAACUGCUCAGCAUUUUAGGAAGCAGUGACCCUGCCUGUGUCCAGGAGCACAUGAUCAAGAUGUAUGACAACAUAGCAUCUUUGAGGUUUGAUGUGGAAAGCAAUGGCGAGACAGUAGCUGGGGCCAUGGUGUCUGCUGAAGGUGAGGUGAUGGAGCUGAAGAAGCCUGUGCAAGUGGAGGGCAGGGUGGAGGAGUGGAUGACAGAAGUACUACUGGAGAUGAGAAGGACUAAUAGACUCAUCACUAAAGAAGCAAUCUACUGCUACUGUGAAGACAGAGGCAGGGUGGAUUGGAUGAUGCUGUACCAGGGCAUGAUGGUGCUAGCUGCAAAUCAAGUGUGGUGGACGUGGGAGCUCGAGGAUGCCUUUGAAUCCAUGGAGAAAGGAGACAAGGACGCAGUGAAAAACUUUUCAAAGAAAGUGCACCAUCAAAUUGAUGAGCUCGUAACACGCAUUGCCCAACCUAUGAAGAAAAACGACAGACGAAAGAUUAACACUGUGCUUAUCAUCGAUGUCCAUGCAAGAGACAUUGUCGACAACAUUAUGCAAAACUGGAUAACGAAUGCACGAGCAUUUGAGUGGGAAAGCCAACUAAGAUUCUACUGGCUCAGGGAACCUGACGACCUAUUUGUGCGUCAGUGCAGUGCUUCGUUCUCUUAUGGCUAUGAAUACAUGGGGUUGAACGGUCGAUUGGUAAUAACCCCACUGACGGACCGUAUCUACCUCACCAUCACACAGGCCCUCUCUAUGUACUUGGGUGGAGCUCCUGCUGGACCAGCUGGCACUGGAAAGACAGAGUCCACCAAAGAUCUAGCCAAGGCUUUAGGCCUGCUCUGUGUGGUUACAAACUGCGGUGAGGGCAUGGACUGCCUGGCUGUAGGAAAGAUCCUUUCUGGCCUUGCCCAGUGUGGAGCGUGGGGCUGCUUUGAUGAGUUCAAUCGAAUCGAUGCCUCAGUGUUGUCAGUCAUCUCUUCCCAAAUCCAGACUAUCCGCAGUGCUCUCAUUCUGCAUCUCAAACGGUUUAGUUUUGAAGGGCAAGAGAUUACCCUGGACAGCCGCAUAGGUAUUUUCAUCACCAUGAACCCGGGUUAUGCAGGACGCACAGAGCUGCCAGAAUCAGUCAAAGCCCUCUUCAGGCCUGUCGUGGUCAUUUUGCCUGACCUGCAGCAGAUUUGUGAGAUCAUGCUCUUCUCUGAGGGCUUCCUAAUGGCCAAGGUGCUGGCAAAGAAGAUGACAGUGCUGUAUAAGCUGGCUCGUGAGCAGCUUUCCAAGCAGUCCCAUUAUGACUUUGGCCUGCGAGCUCUGAAGUCUGUCCUAGUGAUGGCAGGAGAGCUGAAGAGAGGCUCACCAGACCUCAGUGAGGACGUGGUGUUGAUGCGUGCCCUCAGGGACAUAAACCUGCCUAAGUUUGUGUUUGAGGAUGUGCCUCUGUUCCUCGGGCUGAUAUCAGACCUGUUCCCUGGGCUGGACUGCCCUCGUGUUCACUACCCUGACUUUAACUCUGCCGUGGAACAGAUCCUCCAAGAGAACAAAUACAUCAUACUGCCUAACCAGGUGGAUAAAGUGGUGCAGCUGUACGAGACCAUGAUGACUAGACAUACUACUAUGAUUGUAGGUCCAACAGGUGGCGGAAAAUCAGUUGUGAUCAGCACAUUGUGCCAAGCUCAGACCAAAUUAGGAUUGCAAACCAAGUUGUAUCCCCUGAACCCUAAAGCAAUGAGUGUCAUUGAACUUUACGGUAUUCUGGACCCUGACACUCGAGAUUGGACUGAUGGGAUCUUAUCCAACAUUUUCCGGGACAUCAACAAGCCUACUGACAAAAAAGAGCGGAGGUACAUCCUGUUCGAUGGGGACGUGGAUGCUCUGUGGGUCGAGAAUAUGAACUCGGUGAUGGAUGACAACAAGCUCCUCACUCUAGCCAAUGGAGAACGGAUUCGGUUACAGAAUCACUGUGCCCUGUUGUUUGAGGUUGCAGAUCUGCGUUAUGCCUCCCCUGCUACUGUUUCCCGCUGUGGGAUGGUUUAUGUUGACCCUCAAAACCUGCGAUACACCCCAUACUGGCAGAGAUGGGUGACCAACAGACCUGGCAAGGAACAAGAAGUGCUCAACAAACUGUUUGAAAAAUAUGUGCACAGAUCGAUUGACAUGAUUGUGGAAGGUAUCAUUGACGGUAAACAGGGCCAGAAACUGAAGUCUGUUGUUCCUCAGACAGAUCUGAACAUGGUAAUUCAGCUGUGCUUGACACUGGAUGCACUGCUUGAGAAUGAGAGCAGCAGUGCUGAAGUCCUGGAGUGUUACUUCCUGGAAGCUCUGUACUGCUCACUAGGUGCCACAUUGUUGGAGAGCAGCAGGAUUAAGUUUGAUGAGUUCAUCAAAAGGCUUUCCUGCUUAACGACAGUGCAUGAUGAGAAAGCCCUGGCUGGCCCUGGUGAGAUUCCAGGAUACCUCCCAACUCUGUAUGAUUUCCAUUUUGAUGGAACACAGGCGAAGUGGGUUCCCUGGAAUUCCCUGGUCACCAAAUACAUCCACAACCCUGAAAUGAAAUUUGCUGAUAUUCUAGUGCCAACUAUCGAUACCACGAGAGCCAGCUGGAUCCUGGAACAGAUGGUGAAGAUAAAGAGACCAGUGCUUCUGGUUGGAGAGUCUGGCACUUCCAAAACUGCCACCAUUCAUAACUACCUGAAGAACCUGAAUGCAGAUACAAGGAUUAGUCUGAUCAUCAACUUCUCAUCCAGGACCACUUCAAUGGACCUGCAGAGGAACCUUGAGGCCAAUGUGGAGAAAAGGACCAAAGGGACCUAUGGGCCUCCUAUGGGGAAGAGACUGCUGAUCUUUGUUGAUGACAUGAACAUGCCAAAGGUGGAUAGUUACGGUACACAGCAGCCUAUUGCACUUCUGAAGCUGUUAUUGGACCGAGGAGGCAUAUAUGACAGAGGGAAGGAGCUUAACUACAAAAUCCUCAAGGAUCUUGGCUUUAUUGCUGCCAUGGGAAAGGCAGGAGGUGGGAGAAAUGAAGUGGAUCCCCGCUUUGUCUCACUCUUCAGUGUCUUCAACAUCCCCUUCCCUUCAGUAGACUCCCUCCAACUCAUCUAUGCUUCCAUUAUCAAAGGCCACACCAGACCAUUCACUGAUGUCGUACGGAGUGUUUGUGAUAAAAUCAUCAUCUGCACACUGGAACUUUACAACAACAUCAUCAAAGAUCUGCCACCCACUCCCUCCAAGUUCCACUACAUCUUCAACCUGAGGGAUCUGUCUAGAGUCUUCAAUGGACUGACCCUCACCGAACCUGACAGUUUUUCGACUGUCACCCAAUUUGUCCGUGUGUGGAGAAAUGAGUGUCUGAGAAUCUUCCAUGACAGACUCAUAGAUGAAACUGACAAAACCUUGGUUCAAGGUCACAUAAGAAACCUGAUUGAGGAGCAUUUCAAGUCAGACCUGGAGGCAGUCAUGAGGGACCCAGUUCUUUUUGGAGACUAUGGGACAGCACUCAGUGACACUGAACCUAGGAUCUAUAAGGAUAUAUGGGACUAUGAUGUUGCAAAAGCCUUGUUUCAGGGAAUUCUAGAGGAAUAUAAUAUCAACAAAUCAGGAAUGAAUCUCGUUCUGUUUGACGAUGCUCUGGAACAUCUGACCCGGGUGCACCGUAUAAUUCGCAUUGAUCGUGGCCACGCACUGCUCGUUGGUGUAACAGGCUCCGGCAAGCAGUCCCUCACCAAGCUCGCUGCGUUCGCUGCCGGCUGUGAGGUAUUUGAGAUAACAUUAAGCAGAGGAUACAGUGAGUCAAACUUCCGUGAUGAACUGAAAACACUGUACUUGAAGCUUGGCAUUGAAAAUAAAAAGACAGUUUUCCUCUUUACGGAUGGCCAUGUUGUUGAGGAAGGCUUCUUGGAACUCAUUAAUAACAUGCUCACCUCAGGAAUUGUUCCUGCGUUGUUCCCUGAUGAUGAGAGGGAGUCGGUUAUUAACCAGCUCCGGGAUGAGGCUCUUAAGAUGGGAGCAGGUCCUUCUAAAGAAUGUGUGUGGCAUUACUUUGUCAACAAGAGUGCCAACAACCUACACAUUGUUUUAGGCAUGUCUCCAGUGGGAGACACCCUGAGGUCACGCUGCAGGAACUUCCCAGGGCUGAUGAACAACACAGUGAUAGACUGGUUCCUGCCAUGGCCUCCACAGGCGUUACUUGCAGUGGCUCAGUCUUUUCUUGGUGAAAGUCCAAUGAUUCCUGAGACACACUCUACAGAAGUGAUAGGUCAUGUAUGCAUGGUCCAUAGCUCUGUGGGCGAGUACAGUAGGCUAUUCCUGCAGAAACUCCGGCGGUGUAACUUUGUUACUCCAAAGAACUACUUGGACUUCAUUAACACGUAUUCUAAGCUCUUGGAUGAAAAAGGCCAGUAUAUCCUGGCUCAGUGCAAGCGUCUGGAGGGAGGUUUGCAUAGACUUGUGGAGGCCACUGAGCAGUUGGCCGAUCUGAAUGUGAAGCUAGCAGAGCAGAAGGUGGUCCUCGCUGAAAAGUCCACAGCUUGUGAGGCCCUUCUGGAUGAGAUAACCGCAAACACAACUGUAGCUGAGGAGAAAAAGACUCUGGCAGAAGAUAAGGCUGAAGAGAUUCAAGAGCAGAACAAAGUGAUAGCCGUGGAGAAGAAAGAAGCUGAAGCUUCCUUGGCCGAAGCUCUGCCAGUAUUAGAAGCAGCCCGCAAUGCCUUGAAAGAUCUGGAAAAAUCAGAUGUCACAGAGAUCAGAUCCUUUGCCAAGCCACCCAAACAGGUGCAGGUGGUCUGUGAGUGCAUCCUGGUGAUCCGUGGCUACAAGGAGAUCAGUUGGCAGUCAGCCAAGACAAUGAUGUCGGAGACAAACUUCCUUCACACGCUGAUGGAGAUGGACUGUGAUUCAAUAAGUAACAGCCAGAUCAACACUGUCAAAGGCUUCCUGAGGAACCUCCGCACAAGCUUUGAGGAGAUGCAAGCCAUCAGUAAGGCUGGCUCAGGAAUGUUCAAGUUUGUGGAGGCUGUUGUAGGUUACUGUGAUGUUGCCAAGGUUAUAAAACCCAAGAGAGACAAGGUGGCACGGCUGGAGAAGGACUUCUUUCAGAGUAAGCGGGAGCUGAACCGCAUUCAGAGCGAGCUUAGUAGUAUACAGAAUGAGUUGCAGACUCUUGGAGAGAAGUAUCAAGCUGCUAUUGAGGAAAAGCAACUGCUAGAAGAAGAGGCUGAGCUCAUGGAGAGGAGACUGAUAGCUGCUGACAAACUCAUCUCUGGCCUGAGUUCUGAGAAUGAACGAUGGACACAAGAUUUGGAGGAGUUGAAGCAGCGACGCGUGCUCCUCCUGGGUGACUGUCUGAUCUCUGCUGCUUUCCUGAGCUAUGAGGGGGCCUUCAGCUGGGACUUCAGGAAUGAAAUGGUAUACCAAAAAUGGGCUAGGGAUGUGCAGGAGAGAGGCAUCCCUUUGAGCCAGCCUUUUAAAGUGGAAAAUCUUCUGACUGAUGAGGUCGAAAUCAGCAGAUGGGGCUCAGAGGGCUUGCCUCCAGAUGAGCUUUCAUUGCAGAAUGGAAUCCUCACAACUAGGGGGAGCCGAUUUCCCAUGUGUAUUGACCCUCAACAGCAAGCCCUCAACUGGAUUAAGAAGAAGGAAGAAAAGAAUAGCCUCAAGGUCUCAUCUUUCAAUGAUCCGGACUUCCUGAAGCAGCUAGAAUUGGCUAUCAAAUAUGGCUUCCCAUUCCUUUUCCAAGAUGUAGAUGAGUACAUCGACCCUGUGAUUGACAAUGUCCUUGAGAAGAAUGUAAAAGGAGCCGAGGGCAGACAGGUCAUUAUGCUGGGUGACAAGGAGGUUGACUAUAAUCCCAACUUUAAACUCUACCUCAACACCAAACUGGCUAACCCCAAAUUUUCCCCAUCCGUGUUUGGAAAAGCCAUGGUCAUCAACUAUACUGUGACCCUUAAGGGUCUGGAGGACCAGCUGCUGUGUGUUAUCAUGGGCUUUGAGAAAAAGGAGUUGGAGGAGCAGCGUGAGAAUUUGAUCCAAGAGACAAGCAACAAUAAGAAGCUGCUGAAGAACCUUGAGGACUCCCUGCUCAGAGAGCUGGCCACAUCUACAAGCAACAUGUUGGAUAACACAGAACUGAUUCACACACUGGAGGAAACAAAGUCAAAAGCCAGUGAGGUAUUUGAGAAGCUGCGGUUGGCUGAGAAGACAUUUAUGGACAUUGAUAAACUCAGAGAAGCCUACCGGCCUGCUGCUAAGCGUGGUGCUGUUCUGUUCUUCGUACUGACCGAAAUGGCUCUGGUGAACAGCAUGUACCAGUACUCUCUGGCCUCCUACCUGGAGGUGUUUGAUUUUUCACUGCGCAAAUCCCUGCCCAACUCUAGCCUGAGUCAAAGACUGACGAACAUCAUAAACACUCUGACAUACAGUGUCUAUAACUACGGCUGCACAGGUCUGUUUGAGAGACACAAGCUGCUCUUUUCCUUUAACAUGGCCAUCAAGAUUGAGCAAGCAGAAGGGAGGGCGCCUCAGGAGGAGUUGGAGUUCUUUAUCAAGGGCAAUCUAUCCCUGGAAAAGAGCAAGCACAAAAAGCCUUGUGACUGGCUUCCAGAGCAGGGCUGGGAGGACAUAGUGAAACUCGCAGAGCUCUUUCCUGAGCAGUUUGGCUCUCUACCUGAUGACAUAGAGAAAAAAGCCACUGAAUGGAAAUCUUGGUAUGACUUAGAUGGACCAGAACAGUCUCCGUUCCCCGAGAAAUAUAAGGAGAACCUGUCAGACUUUCAGAAGCUGUUGUUGCUGCGCUGUUUCCGCAUUGACAGAGUCUACAGAGCUAUGACUGACUAUGUCACUAACACCAUGGGCGAGAAAUAUGUACAGCCCCCUAUGAUCAACUGUGAUGCAAUUUAUGAGCAGAGCACACCUUCCUCUCCCAUUGUCUUCAUCCUGAGCCCCGGGUCUGAUCCUACCAGUGACCUCAUGAAACUAGCAGAGAGGUCUGGCUUUGGUGGCAACAAGUUCAGGUUCCUUGCCAUGGGCCAAGGCCAAGAGAAGGUGGCACUGCAGUUCCUGGAUAAGGCAGCAUCCAUGGGUCAGUGGUUGAUGCUACAGAACUGCCACCUGAUGGUAAAGUGGCUAAAGGAACUGGAGAAGUGCUUGGAGAAGAUCACCAAGCCCAACCCCAAAUUCCGCUUGUGGAUCACCACCAAUCCCAUUCAGGAUUUUCCCAUUGGUAUACUGCAAAAUUCUCUGAAGGUAGUGAUGGAGCCUCCCAGUGGUCUCAAGCUAAACAUGAUAGCCACAUACUCUAAAAUCUCCAGUGGGACCUUGACUGCAUGCCCACACCCUGCCUUCCGCAGCCUGGUGUAUGUGCUGUCCUUCUUCCAUGCUGUGGUGCAAGAGAGACGCAAGUACGGCAAGAUUGGUUGGAAUGUCCCGUAUGACUUCAAUGAGUCUGACCUCUUCGUGUGUCUGGAGAUCCUCGAGACUUACCUGACAAAAGCUCACAACCAAGGAGACAAAUUUAUUCCCUGGGGAAGUCUUAAAUACCUUAUCGGGGAGGUGAUGUAUGGUGGGCGAGCCAUCGAUAGCUUUGAUCGCCGGGUCUUGACUGUCUACGUGGAUGAGUAUUUUGGAGACUUCCUCUUCUACACCUUUCGGCGCUUCCACUUCUACAAGGACAAGGCUGUAGCUUACAAGAUCCCUCCAAAUGGGCCCAAGAAAACAUAUGUUGAUGAGAUUGAAUCCAUGCCACUGGCAAACACAGCAGAGGUACUGGGUCUUCAUUCCAAUGCAGAUAUAGGAUACUACACACAGGCAGCUAAAGACAUUUGGACUCACCUAAUAGACCUGCAGCCUCAGACAGGUGAAUCUGGUGGAAGCAUCAGUAGGGAUGAGUACAUCAGCCAGGUGGCCCAGGAAAUUCAGGACAAGCUGCCCAAGUUAUUCGACAUAGACGUGAUCCGUAAAAAGCUUGGCACAGACAUUUCCCCGACGUCAGUGGUGCUGCUUCAAGAACUGGAGCGCUUCAACAAGCUGGUGGUCUGCAUGCAGCACUCUUUGACUGAGCUGCAGAGGGCCUUGGCUGGUGAGGUUGGUAUGAGCAGUGAGUUGGAUGAGGUCGCUUGGGCCCUUUUUAAUGGUCAGAUCCCAGCCAUUUGGAAGAAGCUGGCACCUGACACUCUGAAGUCCCUUGGCAACUGGAUGAGCCACUUCAAGAGGCGUUAUGAACAGUAUAGCUCCUGGGUUGAUGAAGGAGAGCCAAAGGUUAUGUGGCUAUCGGGACUCCAUAUCCCUGAGUCCUACCUGACAGCUGUGGCCCAAGCUGCAUGCAGGAAAAAUGGCUGGUCUCUGGAUCUUACCGUAAUGUACACACAGGUGACCAAGUACCGCAGUGAUGAUGAAGUCAGUGACAGACCUGGACAGGGCUGCUAUGUAUCCGGCCUGUAUCUGGAAGGGGCAGACUGGGACACUGAGGAGGGCUGUCUUGUGAGGAGUAAACCAAGAGCUCUGGUUGUUGAACUGCCCAUUCUCAAAGUCCUCAUCAAGGAGACAGAACGCCUCUGGUUACUGAAUACUCUGCGCACACCGGUGUACACCACAUCUAUGCGGAGGAAUGCAAUGGGUGUGGGCUUGGUGUUUGAGGCAGACCUGUUCACCACCUUGCACCUGUCCCACUGGGUGCUCCAGGGAGUCUGUUUAUGCCUCAAUGCUGACUAAAGACAAGCUCAGCCUCACUGAGCUGGUUAGAGUUAUGCAAGUUAUUAGUUAAGUCUCACUUUUAUGCAGUCACAGACUGUUUAAGAAUAAAAGUCAGGUUUAUAGUAUAUUAUAUAUGUAAGCUGUUUCCAAAUUCUUGAAACAUGGAAGUGGAAACAAAAAGUUUUACACAAAACACUGUUGAAGCUUAUUCAGUAUUUUCAGAGCUGUUUGAAACAAAUACAGGAAAUGUCAGCAUUUUAAAUAAAUGACACGUUUAAAAAAUCA
This is a messenger RNA of Larimichthys crocea (large yellow croaker), 14093 nucleotides long. It is a transcript of the gene dnah10, whose product is annotated as dynein axonemal heavy chain 10. Gene Ontology annotation, cellular component: dynein complex. Bases 138 to 13826 code for a protein of 4562 amino acids. Gene Ontology annotation, biological process: microtubule-based movement. Gene Ontology annotation, molecular function: dynein light intermediate chain binding; ATP binding; minus-end-directed microtubule motor activity. Lineage: Eukaryota; Metazoa; Chordata; Actinopteri; Sciaenidae. The transcript has 78 exons. The record is from RefSeq and is a predicted model, not a curated record.